AUGGCUGAAUUGACGGCGCCCUCGUCCGACACCACCCCUUUAGGGUCCCUCCUAGACGUCAAUCAAAAGACAACCCGAACCCUUUACUCCCAGGCUCCAGGGCUCCCCGCCAGGAAGCGACAAAGGACUGAGCCUAGCGACUCAUCGGCCGAGAAGCCCAGCGACGACGAGACGAGUGCCGAUCGCCGCUUCAGACUCGAAUACCUCGGUGUUCAACAGCUUCCACCAGCUCUUGCUGCUAAGCAGCCCGCUCCCACCAAGGCACGGCGGAUCAAGGCGCACUCCAAGCCAGACCAGGCUCUUGUCAGGCAGAAAUCUGCGCAAAAGCUUCUCGAGGGCCCCAAUGGACCCGGCCCUGGCGCUCCUGGUGCUAAAGACGACAACAACAACAACAACAACAACAACAACAAUUCCCAGCUUUCCCAGCCCACGGGUCUGACACGGGCCACCGCGUCAACUCCUCAUGGCGCCAGACCUGAGUGGCAUCCACCAUGGAAGCUCAUGAGGGUCAUUUCUGGCCACUUGGGAUGGGUUCGGAGCUUGGCGGUCGAGCCAGGAAACAAGUGGUUUGCAAGUGGUGCUGGCGACAGGACUAUAAAGAUUUGGGAUUUGGCCACCGGCUCCUUACGCCUGACUCUGACCGGGCAUAUAUCAACCGUACGUGGCCUUGCCGUGAGCCCGCGCCACCCUUAUUUGUUCUCAUGCGGCGAAGACAAGAUGGUCAAAUGCUGGGAUCUCGAGACAAACAAGGUUAUCCGCCACUACCACGGACAUCUAAGCGGCGUCUACACACUCGCUCUACAUCCAACCUUGGAUGUACUGGUCACUGGCGGUCGAGACGGUGUCGCAAGAGUCUGGGAUAUGCGAACCCGAAGCAAUAUUCACGUGUUAUCCGGCCACACCGGGACUGUAUCGGACGUCAAGUGUCAAGAGGCUGAUCCUCAGGUCAUGACUGGCUCGUUAGAUGCGACAGUAAGACUAUGGGAUUUAGCUGCCGGGAAGACAAUGGGCGUCUUAACACAUCACAAAAAGGGCGUCAGAGCCUUGGCCACGCAUCCCGCAGAGUUUACAUUUGCCAGUGGUAGCACGGGAAGCAUCAAGCAGUGGAAAUGUCCUGAAGGAGCCUUCAUGCAAAACUUUGACGGCCACAAUGCCAUCAUCAAUACGCUCAGCGUCAACCAGGAAAACGUUCUGUUUUCGGGUGGCGACAACGGCUCCAUGAGUUUCUGGGACUGGAAGACAGGCCACCGCUUCCAGGCUCUGGAUACUACGGCACAGCCGGGGUCGUUGGAUGCCGAGGCGGGCAUUAUGAGCUCUACAUUUGAUCGCUCCGGGCUGCGUUUGAUUUGCGGAGAGGCCGACAAGACGAUCAAGAUAUGGAAGCAGGAUGAGAAGGCGACACCUGAGUCACAUCCCAUUGUUUGGCAGCCAACACUGGCCAGGCGCAAAUAUUAG
This is a messenger RNA of Colletotrichum godetiae, 1455 nucleotides long. RefSeq names its product pre-mRNA-splicing factor prp46. Gene Ontology annotation, biological process: mRNA splicing, via spliceosome. The coding region runs from base 1 to 1455 and encodes 484 amino acids. Gene Ontology annotation, cellular component: precatalytic spliceosome; Prp19 complex; catalytic step 2 spliceosome. The record is from RefSeq and is a predicted model, not a curated record. Gene Ontology annotation, molecular function: protein binding. The transcript has a single exon. NCBI's taxonomy places the organism in Eukaryota, Fungi, Ascomycota, Sordariomycetes, Glomerellales, Glomerellaceae.